Messenger RNA from Penicillium daleae, 2172 nucleotides. It is a transcript of the gene trpB, whose product is annotated as tryptophan synthase TRP5. Gene Ontology annotation, molecular function: tryptophan synthase activity. The transcript has 3 exons. The coding region runs from base 1 to 2172 and encodes 723 amino acids. Lineage: Eukaryota; Fungi; Ascomycota; Eurotiomycetes; Eurotiales; Aspergillaceae. The record is from RefSeq and is a predicted model, not a curated record. Gene Ontology annotation, biological process: L-tryptophan biosynthetic process. Gene Ontology annotation, cellular component: cytoplasm.
AUGGACGCCAUUAAGGAGACCUUUGCCAAGUGCAAGGAGCAAAGGCGUGCCGCUCUGGUCGCCUAUAUCACUGCUGGAUACCCUACUACUGAAGAGGCUGUUGAUAUCCUUCUUGGAUUGGAGAAUGGCGGUGCUGAUAUUAUUGAACUCGGUAUCCCUUUCACAGACCCAAUCGCAGAUGGUCCCACUAUCCAAAAAGCCAACACCAAGGCCCUCGAGAACGGCGUUACCGUGACCACAGUCCUUGAGCUUGUACGCACCGCCCGACGCCGGGGCUUGAAGGCCCCCAUUAUGCUGAUGGGCUACUACAACCCUGUACUACGCUACGGCGAGGAGCGUAUGCUCAAGGACUGCAAGGAGGCUGGUGUCAAUGGUUUCAUCAUGGUCGAUCUGCCCCCAGAGGAGGCCGUUCGCUUCCGCGACCUCUGCGCCCGCACUGGUCUUUCUUACGUUCCUCUGAUCGCACCCGCAACCUCCGAGUCUCGCAUGAAGCUUCUGUGCAAGAUUGCCGACUCCUUCAUCUACGUCGUCUCCCGCAUGGGUGUUACUGGUGCCACCGGUACGCUGAGCGCUAAUAUUCCCGAGCUCCUGAAGCGUGUUCACGAAUACUCUGGCAAUGUCCCCGCUGCUCUUGGAUUCGGUGUUAGCACUCGUGAGCACUUCCUGGCUGUUCAGGAUACUGCCGAGGGUGUCGUCAUUGGUAGUCAGAUCAUCACCGUUGUUGGGAACGCUCCUGCUGGCCAGGCCGCCAAGGCCGCCGAGGAUUAUCUCUCCAGCAUUACCGGCCGGAAGCGCGAGCGUGAUACUCAGGGUUCUCUGACCCAUGAGAUCAAUGUGAUUGAAGCUGUUCAGAAGGCCCUUCCUGAUGCCGAGUCUGCCCCCACCAAGGUUAUCACCGAGGCUGACACCCCUGCCGGCCCUGGCCUGGCCGAUCAACUGGAGGCCCUCAAUAUUACCAAGGACCCCUCUGCACAGCCAUCCCGCUUUGGCGAGUUCGGUGGUCAAUAUGUUCCCGAGUCCCUCAUGGAUUGCUUGGCAGAGCUCGAGAAAGGAUUCGAUAUUGCCCGCAAUGAUCCCAAGUUCUGGGAGGAGUUCCGCUCCUACUACCCUUACAUGGGCCGCCCCAGCAGCCUUCACCUCGCUCAGCGCCUGACUGACCAUGUUGGCGGUGCUAACAUCUGGUUGAAGCGUGAGGAUCUUAACCACACUGGUAGCCACAAGAUUAACAACGCUCUGGGUCAAAUUCUUAUUGCUCGUCGUCUGGGUAAAACUCAAAUCAUUGCCGAGACCGGUGCUGGUCAGCACGGUGUCGCCACUGCCACUGUCUGCGCCAAGUUUGGUAUGAAGUGUACUGUCUACAUGGGUGCCGAGGACGUCCGCCGCCAGGCCCUCAACGUGUUCCGGAUGAAGCUGCUCGGUGCUUCCGUUGUUGCCGUCGAUGCUGGCAGCCGUACUCUCCGUGAUGCUGUCAACGAGGCUCUCCGCGCCUGGGUUGUCGAGCUCGACACCACCCACUACAUCAUUGGUUCCGCCAUCGGCCCUCACCCCUUCCCCACCAUUGUCCGCACCUUCCAGUCCGUUAUUGGUGAAGAGACCAAGCAGCAGAUGAAGGAGGCUAUCGGCAAGCUCCCCGACGCAGUUGUUGCUUGCGUCGGAGGUGGCAGUAACGCCGUCGGUAUGUUCUACCCCUUCUCCGACGACCUCAGCGUCAAGCUCAUUGGUGUUGAGGCUGGUGGUGAUGGUGUCGAUACUCCCCGCCAUUCCGCCACUCUGUCUGGCGGUUCUAAGGGUGUCCUUCACGGUGUCCGCACCUACGUUCUCCAGAACGAGCACGGCCAGAUCUCUGACACUCAUUCCAUUUCCGCCGGUCUGGACUACCCCGGUGUUGGUCCCGAGCUGAGCGCUUGGAAGGAUGCUGACCGUGCCACCUUCAUUGCUGCCGACGACAGCCAAGCUCUUGCUGGCUUCCGUGCCCUCGCCCAGCACGAGGGAAUUAUUCCCGCCUUGGAGUCGUCCCACGCUGUCUGGGGCUGCAUGCAGUUAGCCAAGACCAUGAAGAAGGGCGAGAACAUUGUCCUGAACCUGAGUGGUCGUGGCGACAAGGAUGUCCAGAGUGUUGCCGAUGAGCUUCCCCGUCUGGGUCCCAAGAUCGGCUGGGACUUGCGUUUCUAA